AUGCCGACAAACAGGACGCCAGUUAAAAGCCCGGAGACGCCUGCUUUAUUACCAGUGUCAAGUGAGAUACCGUUAAACCUUCAGGAUACUGCGUCUGGAGGAUCUGAUUUGCCGUCUGCUGAACCACUUCGAUUUGGUGAGCCAAGCCACAUUAACUCGAACGAAUUUCGUCUUAUUAAAUUGCCGACGUUUUGGCACAAGCAUCCGAAGCUUUGGUUCGCUCAAUUAGAAAGUGAAUUCCUUGUGUAUCGUAUUCGUUCGGAUGACGUCAAAUAUAGCUCGGUUCUCAGACAUUUAGACGAGAAAGCUCUUGUAACAGUCUCCGAUGUUAUCGAAAAUUCUCCUGAAAAAGAUAAAUACGUCAAUUUAAAAGACGCGUUAAUUCAUCGAUUCACGGAUUCGGAAGAGAAGAGAUUAAGACAACUUUUAGCGGGAAUCGAACUUAACGAUAAGAAACCGUCUAAUUUACUUCGAGAGAUUAAGCAACUUGCUGGUGGAACUAUUUCCGAUAAUGUUUUGCAUUUGAUUUGGUUACAAAGAUUACCUUUUAGAGUUCAAGCUACUCUUGCGGUUGUCGAAAGCGUUCCUCUAGAUAAACUAGCUGAAUUGGCUGAUAAAAUUGUAGAACGCGAUAACGGUUUUCCGGAUGGACCAUCGGUUUCCGCAGUCGAAGUUACCAAGAAGUUAGAUGCUUCCGUUUAG
This is a messenger RNA of Wasmannia auropunctata (little fire ant), 702 nucleotides long. RefSeq lists its product as uncharacterized. The transcript has a single exon. NCBI's taxonomy places the organism in Eukaryota, Metazoa, Arthropoda, Insecta, Hymenoptera, Formicidae. Bases 1 to 702 code for a protein of 233 amino acids. The record is from RefSeq and is a predicted model, not a curated record.